AGACUUUGUAGUGAUAAAUUCAGAACGUGGACAAAAAUUUUAGUAUACUUUUGGUUUUUUAUAUUUUAUAAAAAUUAACAGUUAAUAGAUUAUACAAAAUGUGGAAAAGAAAAUGUUACAAGAAAAAGAAGAAGGAGGAACCAGUGAUCGAAGAGACAGAUGAUAAAAAAAAAAAGGACUCCAAAUCAGAUGAUGACAGUAAAGCGGAGGAGGUAAUACCUCCGCCCCCGUUAGAGGGGGAAAUGCCAACAUAUUUUCACAUCGGUGGAUGGGCCAAGGAAUGUUUGAUAACCGGCUAUAAAAUUGGUGCCUGGCAUUUUGAUUGUACCACACAACUGACCGACAAGCUUGGGAUAUAUAGUUUUGGGAACGGCAAGCCAAACUAUUACGGUAUCUCGGGCGGAGUCGGUCUUCGCGAGAAGUUGGGCAUUUUCCACAUGUGUCAGGCCUAUCAUACCAAUGCCUACGUCGGUGCGCUCGGAGUGCGUUCCAACGUCGUCGGCUGUUUAGCCAAUGCCAUGCUGCGGGGCACAUACGGUCCCCAUGACGAACCUGAAGUAAAGCUUGAUCUACAUACGGGCAUCGAGCGAUCGCCGAUCAAGUUAGAUGUUAUCGUACCAAUUUUGAAGUCACCGAAACUAAUGGGCUACGUGGUUCUGCAACCGGUCCAGAACUAUCUAUUAGGCUAUCGGACGGUCUACGACUUUGACAAUAUGGGCUUUGACGUGCACGCAUUAUGUGUGGGAUACAAUAACGGUAGCUCCGAAUUGAGCCUAAAAUUAGAGAACUUCAAGGAACUUCGAGGCUCGAUAUUCCAGCGCAUUGGCGAACGCUGGGCGGUUGCCUUGAAGGCAAAUAUUUACGGAGACGAUGAAAGGCAAAUUGCCAUUGGAGGCCAGUUUCAGAUCCACGAAAAUGCAUUGUUGAAGGCCAAGGUGCGCGACGAUGGCUUUCUGGGGAUGGUCUACCAGGUUAAUGUCAGCGAGACAAUUGGGAUUAUGUAUCACGUUGGUUUAGAAGUCGGCUCGCCUAUCAAAGGCGACCAUAAAGUUGGUGUAUCGUGGAGUAUAAAGGGUUGAAACCUUUUGUGUACUAAAUUCAGAUCAGAAAUUUUGUGUACCAUGUUGUUGUAGCUAUGUAUCAGAUCGUUUUGUAAUGUUUUCAGAUACUUAUGGAUGGUCCAUAGCCUCCACCAGAUUGAUGCAGCUUCGACUGUGCCGGUGCUGAAACUUUUUUAAAGAAAGAUAAAUUGUUCAUUAAAACUGUUUUGGCCAGCAAAACAAA
Messenger RNA from Drosophila montana, 1284 nucleotides. RefSeq names its product voltage-dependent anion-selective channel protein 2-like. Gene Ontology annotation, biological process: monoatomic anion transmembrane transport. The record is from RefSeq and is a predicted model, not a curated record. Gene Ontology annotation, cellular component: mitochondrial outer membrane. The transcript is spliced from 3 exons. Bases 99 to 1079 code for a protein of 326 amino acids. Gene Ontology annotation, molecular function: voltage-gated monoatomic anion channel activity. NCBI's taxonomy places the organism in Eukaryota, Metazoa, Arthropoda, Insecta, Diptera, Drosophilidae.